UUGAUGUUCUUUUUUGCAUAUCAUCGCCUUCUGGGUAUCCCUAGUUUAUCAUCGGUAGUGUUUGACUAUCUUUCCAGAAAAUCUCCACAUGUCAAACGUGAUGUGCCAUCCAGAUCAAUCAACCCACCUGAACAUUCCACUAUUGAAGAUACACCACAAUCUCUACAAAGCCCAUUACAAAAUCCAUCGCAAGAAUCCUCCUCCACAUCUGAAAUAUGCGACUAUUCUCAACUAUAUCCCUCUAUGCAAAAGGCUUUGUUAAACUUAAUCGAUGACAAUUCAUGGCGUCUCUUACAUGAAAGUAGGAGUUCUGAUAUCAAAGUUUACCAAAAUCCUGCCAUUUCAGAUCAUAGCUACAAGAUUUCAUGCACUGUGAACAAUACGCUAGAGACUGUUUUUGAUUUUUUAGCUGAUAUAAAAAGAAGGCCGGAAUGGGAUCAUUUAAUGGAAGAGGGAAAAUUAAUCGAGAUUAUUGAUGAAAAUACUACUGUUCAAUAUAUGCGCAUGAAAGCCGCAUUUCCGGUCUCCGCUCGCGAUGUAGUUACUUUAAAUCAUAUAGUAAAACUUAAUGAUGGUAGGAUGAUGAUGACCUGUAAGAGUAUUAAACAUAAAUCAUGUCCGGAGAUACCUGGUGUUAUUAGGCUUGAUUGUGAUUGUGCUGGAUUUGUCAUCUCACCAAUUAAAGAUCAACCUAAUAAAUGUUUUGUAAUUCAAAUUGCUAAUGCUGAUCCAAAAGUAUCAACAAGGGAUAUGCCUGCCUCUGCUAAAAAAUUAAACAUUAUACUAACGAAAUUGCCUCGCAAAUGCGAAUCAAAUGCUUCUUCUCCAAAUUCCACUCCUAGUGUUACUCCUAAAACGAACUCUUCAAUAGUCUCCCAUGUACAUGAGCGUAAUGUCAGUGACAGUGACAUACCUAUCAUAACUGAAUCACCUAAAUGUGAGAAACGCGUUCGUUUUUUAGAACAUUCUUCACCAUCUUCCGAGACGGAAGGUUCAAUCGCAAGAUAUCCUAUAAAUUCUACUCCGAGAUCUACACUCUGGAAAUCAUUU
This is a messenger RNA of Racocetra persica, 1050 nucleotides long. The record is from the annotation of a GenBank genome assembly. Lineage: Eukaryota; Fungi; Glomeromycota; Glomeromycetes; Diversisporales; Gigasporaceae.